GUGCAGUCAACCAAAAGAGCGGAUCCCGCUGAACUGCGAAAUAUUUUUUUGCAGUAUGCCAGUGUCGAGAAAGAUGGUGAACAUUACAUGACCCCAGAAGAUUUUGUGCAAAAAUACCUAGGACUUCAUACAGAUCCGCGUUACAAUCCUAAAACAGUGCAGCUGUUGGCUGGAGUGGCAGAUCAAACAAAGGAUGGGUUGAUUUCCUAUCAAGAAUUUUUGGCAUUUGAAUCUGUUUUGUGUACUCCAGAUGCAAUAUUCAUUGUUGCUUUUCAGUUGUUUGACAAGAGUGGCAAUGGAGAAGUAACAUUUGCAAAUGUCAAAGAAAUAUUUGAACAAACUAUUAUUCAUCUUCAAAUCCCCUUCAACUGGGACUGUGAGUUCAUUCGACUGCAUUUUGGACAUAACAGGAAGAAGCAUCUUAACUAUUCAGAGUUCACUCAGUUUCUUCAGGAGCUGCAGUCAGAACACGCAAGACAAGCCUUUGCACUGAAGGACAAAAAUAAAAGUGGUAUGAUAACUGGGCUGGACUUCAGUGACAUCAUGGUUACCCUUCGCUCACAUAUGCUAACUCCAUUUGUGGAAGAAAAUUUAGUUUCAGUGGCUGGUGGAACUGUUUCACAUCAGGUCAGCUUCUCCUAUUUCAAUGCAUUUAAUGCCCUUUUGAAUAACAUGGAUCUUGUUAGGAAGAUAUACAGUAACAUAGCAGGUACAAGAAAAGAUGUUGAAGUCACAAAAGAGGAAUUUACCCACUCUGCAAUCCGAUUUGGACAAGUUACACCACUGGAAAUAGAUAUUUUGUACCAGCUUGCAGAUUUAUACAGUGUUACUGGGCGCUUAACUUUGGCAGAUAUUGAGAGAAUAGCACCGCUGGCUGAAGGUGCAUUACCUUACAACUUGGCAGAACUCCAGAGGCAGCAAUCUUUUGGAGAGCUAGGCAGGCCUAUCUGGCUCCAGGUAGCCGAGUCAGCUUACAGGUUCACUUUGGGCUCAAUUGCUGGAGCUGUUGGUGCCACUGCGGUAUAUCCCAUAGACCUGGUGAAAACUCGUAUGCAGAAUCAGCGCUCCUCUGGCUCAGUCGUAGGAGAGUUGAUGUAUAAAAGCAGCUUUGACUGCUUUAAAAAGGUUUUGCGUUUUGAAGGAUUUUUUGGUCUUUACAGAGGCUUGUUACCACAGCUGAUAGGUGUUGCUCCAGAAAAGGCUAUUAAGCUAACUGUUAAUGACUUUGUCAGAGACAAAUUUACUAAGAAAGAUGGUUCCAUUCCACUCCCCGCAGAGGUCCUCGCUGGAGGCUGUGCAGGAGCUUCCCAGGUCAUCUUCACUAAUCCGCUGGAGAUUGUAAAGAUUCGGUUGCAGGUAGCAGGAGAAAUUACCACAGGACCCAGAGUCAGUGCCCUCUCUGUUAUGAAAGAUUUAGGUCUUCUUGGUCUUUAUAAGGGUGCCAAAGCGUGUUUCCUCAGAGACAUUCCCUUUUCUGCAAUCUACUUUCCUGUUUAUGCUCAUAGUAAACUGAUGCUUGCUGAUGAAAAUGGCCAUGUGGGAGGGCUUAAUCUCCUUGCAGCUGGAGCCAUUGCAGGUGUGCCUGCUGCUUCUUUGGUAACCCCUGCUGAUGUCAUCAAGACAAGACUGCAAGUGGCAGCUCGCGCCGGUCAGACAACAUACAGCGGCGUUAUUGACUGCUUCGGAAAGAUCCUAAGGGAAGAAGGCCCGUCGGCUUUCUGGAAGGGAGCUGGAGCUCGCGUGUUCAGAUCUUCGCCCCAGUUUGGUGUUACUUUGGUCACUUACGAACUUCUGCAGAGGUGGUUUUACGUCGAUUUUGGAGGCCUGAAACCUUCUGGAUCAGAACCUACUCCAAAAACUCGGAUUUCAGACCUUCCUCCUGCUAACCCUGAGCACAUAGGUGGAUACAGACUUGCUACUGCUACGUUUGCUGGUAUAGAAAAUAAAUUUGGUUUAUAUCUUCCAAAGUUUCAAGCAUCGGGCAUUGCCUCAGCUCAACCAAAAAGCAGCAGCUGAAUCCCAAAAAGAUGUUUCAGCCAAACAAAGCGAUGCAGUGGAAAGAGUUCACAAGAGUAGUACUGUAUUUUGUUGUUCUAGCUGAACUAAGCUUGCAAAUCUAAUUACUCUUUUCUAAUAU
Molecule: messenger RNA, 2137 nt
Organism: Opisthocomus hoazin
Lineage: Eukaryota; Metazoa; Chordata; Aves; Opisthocomiformes; Opisthocomidae
Source: RefSeq, a predicted model, not a curated record